GCGCGAGCGCUACCGCUACCGGCUUCGCGGCAGCAGCAAGCCAGCAAGCGGCAGGAACACAGCACAGAGCACACACACGCACGGCACGGCGCAUUCGUCCAGCCCCGCGCCAUAAAUCCGAUCCCCUUCUCCUUGGCCUCUCUCUUCCCCGGCAAUUAAUGCCGCCAGCUACCAGAUCCAGCUCUCCGGAAAACCUAGGCGCCGCCCUCCUCCCCAAACAGACAAAUACCCCCACUCCUCGCCCCAUUCUACCCCUCUUCCUCCCCCAGCCGCCUCCCGGCUCGCCAUGCCAUUCCGCCCCACCGUCUCCCCUCCGCCGCCGCCGCCGCCGCCGACACCGCUAUGUCUUUCGUCGACUCGCUCUCCUCGCUCGGGCUCGGCUACGCCAUCGCCAUCGCGCUCGGCUUCCUCGUCCUCCUCGCGUCCCUCCUCCUCGCCUCCUACUUCUGCUUCCGCCGCGGCGUGGGGUCGGCGGCGAGCGAGGGGACGGUCCACUCGGGGCGCCACGCGGCCUCCUCCGCCUCCAGCUCGGGCCACAUCUCCAUCACCGUGCCCCGCUUCGUCUUCGUCGCGGAGGACGACUCCCCAGGCUCCUCCUCCCGGGGCGCGGGUGCCGCGGCGGCGUCCUCGCCCGUCGGGCUCGACCCCGCCGUGAUCGCCUCCUUCCCCAAGACGCCCUUCUCCAGGGCCGCCGCGGGGGCCAACGCCGAGGCCGCCUGCUCGAUCUGCCUCUGCGAGUACCGGGAGGGCGAGAUGCAGCGCGUGAUGCCCGAGUGCCGCCACGCGUUCCACCUCAUGUGCCUCGACGCCUGGCUGCGCCGGAGCGCGUCCUGCCCCGUCUGCCGCUCCUCGCCUAUCCCCACCCCCGCCGCCACCCCGCUCUCUGAGCUCGCUACCCCGCUCUCCGAGCUCGUCCCGCUGUCUCAGUACGCCGCUGACCGCCGCCGCCGCAGGUGACGGAGAUUGGUGCAUCUCGGCUUCCUCUAUUUAUUGUCCAUUUUCAGCACCGUCUGCUGCUGUUUGUCAAGAAUGGGACAUUGUAUCCAUUGUUUCAUUGGUCUGGAGAGGUUGGGCUAAUCCGUGGGGCAACAGUCAAACGUUUUGUUCGCUAGCAGUAGUUCGUUGGAGGUUGGCCCAAGGAGACAGACAGUGUAAAUACAUUGUUCCUCCGUUCUGAUAUAGCUUUUAUCAACUGAUGUUACAUGUGGUCAUAUAUAUAGUGCUUGUGUGGUCAUAGUCUCUGAACCAAUGCAUUCCAGUUAAAUGACUGAUGAGUUCCAUUGUACAUUUGUUCCAUGUUGAUUGCCUUGCUUUGGUAGCAUGAACAUGAAAGAAAAACUUGUUAUUGAUGCAAA
Brachypodium distachyon (stiff brome) is the source of this 1355-nucleotide messenger RNA. Its product is annotated as RING-H2 finger protein ATL67-like. The record is from RefSeq and is a predicted model, not a curated record. The coding region runs from base 343 to 957 and encodes 204 amino acids. Gene Ontology annotation, biological process: protein ubiquitination. The transcript has a single exon. Lineage: Eukaryota; Viridiplantae; Streptophyta; Magnoliopsida; Poales; Poaceae. Gene Ontology annotation, molecular function: transferase activity.